Porites lobata is the source of this 4115-nucleotide messenger RNA. The record is from the annotation of a GenBank genome assembly. NCBI's taxonomy places the organism in Eukaryota, Metazoa, Cnidaria, Anthozoa, Scleractinia, Poritidae.
AUGUUUGCAGCGUUUAAGGAAGUCAUUCAAGGAAGAGUGCUACCAAAGUGUUACAUUGUAGCUACAGCACGACAAGAGGUUGGGAUGGAGGUGCGAGAGUGCUGCGAUACCUUGCUAGAAAUUGAAGGUUUCACUAAAGAAGACGCCCGAGAGUUCAUUUUCAGGUAUUUCAAAGCGGAACCGCAUUUGGCCCAGAAGCUUUUAAACAAACUAGAGUCUGACAAAAACCUCCAACAGUUGACAGAAAGUCCUUUAAACACUGUACUUCUUUGUCUUCUUUGUGAGGACUCUGAUGGUAUUUUUCCAGAAAGUGGUACACAGCUGUAUCUAGAAAUGGUAGAGUGUGUUCUUAGAAGAUAUAGGAAAAAGAAAGGAUUACCAUUACCAAAUACCAAGGACGAAGACCUCACUAAAGUAUACAAAACUCAACUAAGACAGCUUGGCUCCAUCGCGUGGAACGGUCUGCUUCAUAAUAACAUGUCCCUCGAAGAAGCCGAGUUUAAAAAUUGCUCAGAAGAAUUACCUGAAUUCGGCUUCUUGUCCGUUGAGUGUAGCCCUCAAAAAGUGAGACCAUCUCUCAACUAUUCGUUUUUGCACAAAACAUUUCAGGAACUGUUUGCCGCAUUUUACCUCUGUUGCCAGGUUCUAGACAACGAAAUUUGUCCAGAAACCUUAAUUGCCGACGACAGAUAUUUUAAAGAGCUUAAACAGGUGUUUUUGUUCACAUGCGGCAUGCUAGCUUCGCAAUCGCAAGAAGCGAUAAAGACUUUCGUCUCGUGUAUUGCUAAGAAGGUAAAGGAUAACGCUACGUUCUCAGUUGCAUUGGAAUGCAUUAAAGAAUGUAAGAGUUGUACCCUCCAUCUGUUCUUAGCUCGUACUCUUGGCUCGCAUCUUCAAAUAACACAGUUGAAUUUGUCAUGGAAUGGCCUUGGUACUGGUGACUGUACUGCACUGGCGGAAGCAAUCAAACACAAUUCAACAAUUACACAGUUGAAUUUGUCAUGGAAUGGCCUUGGUACUGGUGACUGUACUGCACUGGCGGAAGCAAUCAAACACAAUUCAACAAUAACAAAGUUGGAUUUGACAUACAAUCAACUUGGUACUGGUGACUGUACUGCACUGGUGGAAGCAAUCAAACACAAUUCAACAAUUACACAGUUGGAUUUGACAUACAAUCAACUUGGUACUGGUGACUGUACUGCACUGGCGGAAGCAAUCAAACACAAUUCAACAAUAACACAGUUGGAUUUGUCAAGGAAUGGCCUUGGUACUGGUGACUGUACUGCACUGGCGGAAGCAAUCAAACACAAUUCAACAAUAACACAGUUGAACUUUGUGGUGACUGUACUGCACUGGCAGAAGCAAUCAAAACUUCAACAAUACUGGUGACUGUACUGGUGACUGGCUGCACUGGCGGAAGCAAUCAAACACAAUUCAACAAUAACACAGUUGAAUUUGUCAAGGAAUGAACUUGGUACUGGUGACUGUACUGCACUGGCGGAAGCAAUCAAACACAAUUCAACAAUAACACAGUUGAAUUUGUCAGACAAUGAACUGGUGACUGUACUGUACUGGCAAUCAAAAUCAAACAACAAUUCAACAAUACUUGCACUGGCGGAAGAAAUUGGUACUGGUGAAAUUUGUCAAGCAAUCAAACACAAUUCAACAAUAACACAGUUGGAUUUGUCAGUGAACGAACUUGGUACUGGUGACUGUACUGCACUGGCGGAAGCAAUCAAACACAAUUCAACAAUAACACAGUUGAAUUUGUCAGUGAAUGAACUUGGUACUGGUGACUGUACUGCACUGGCGGAAGCAAUCAAACACAAUUCAACAAUAACACAGUUGAAUUUGUCAAGGAAUGGACUUGGUACUGGUGACUGUACUGCACUGGCGGAAGCAAUCAAACACAAUUCAACAAUAACACAGUUGGAUUUGUCACGGAAUAAGCUUGGUACUGCUGACUGUACUGCACUGGCGGAAGCAAUCAAACACAAUUCAACAAUAACACAGUUGAAUUUGUCAUACAACAAACUUGGUACUGGUGACUGUACUGCACUGGCGGAAGCAAUCAAACACAAUUCAACAAUAACACAGUUGGAUUUGUCAAACAAUGAACUUGGUACUGGUGACUGUACUGCACUGGCGGAAGCAAUCAAACACAAUUCAACAAUAACACAGUUGAAUUUGUCAGGGAAUGGACUUGGUACUGGUGACUGUACUGCACUGGCGGAAGCAAUCAAACACAAUUCAACAAUAACACAGUUGGAUUUGUCACGGAAUAAGCUUGGUACUGCUGACUGUACUGCACUGGCGGAAGCAAUCAAACACAAUUCAACAAUAACACAGUUGAAUUUGUCAUGGAAUGAACUUGGUACUGGUGACUGUACUGCACUGGCGGAAGCAAUCAAACACAAUUCAACAAUAACACAGUUGGUGACUGUACUUUGUCAGCAAUCAAAAUUCAAAAUAACUUUUGUCAGUGACAAUAACUUGGUACUGGUGACUGUACUGCACUGGCGGAAGCAAUCAAACACAAUUCAACAAUAACACAGUUGGAUUUGUCAUUGAAUGAACUUGGUACUGGUGACUGUACUGCACUGGCGGAAGCAAUCAAACACAAUUCAACAAUAACACAGUUGAAUUUGUCACGCAAUAGACUUGGUACUGGUGACUGUACUGCACUGGCGGAAGCAAUCAAACACAAUUCAACAAUAACACAGUUGGAUUUGUCAGACAAUGAACUUGGUACUGGUGACUGUACUGCACUGGCAGAAGCAAUCAAACACAAUUCAACAAUAACACAGUUGGAUUUGUCAGACAAUGAACUUGGUACUGGUGACUGUACUGCACUGGCGGAAGCAAUCAAACACAAUUCAACAAUAACACAGUUGAAUUUGUCAUACAAUGAACUUGGUACUGGUGACUGUACUGCACUGGCGGAAGCAAUCAAACACAAUUCAAAAAUAACACAGUUGAAUUUGUCAGUGAACGAACUUGGUACUGGUGACUGUACUGCACUGGCGGAAGCAAUCAAACACAAUUCAACAAUUACACAGUUGAAUUUGAGAUACAAUGAACUUGGUAGUGGUGACUGUACUGCACUGGCAGAAGCAAUCAAACACAAUUCAACAAUAACACAGUUGAAUUUGUCAAGGAAUGGCCUUGGUACUGGUGACUGUACUGCACUGGCGGAAGCAAUCAAACACAAUUCAACAAUAACACAGUUGGAUUUGUCAUACAAUGAACUUGGUACUGGUGACUGUACUGCACUGGCGGAAGCAAUCAAACACAAUUCAACAAUAACACAGUUGAAUUUGUCAGAGAAUGAACUUGGUACUGGUGACUGUACUGCACUGGCGGAAGCAAUCAAACACAAUUCAACAAUAAACUUGGUACUGGUGACUGUACUUGGCGGAUUUGUCAAUACAAUUGAAUUUGGUACUGGUGACUGUACUGCACUGGCGGAAGCAAUCAAACACAAUUCAACAAUUACACAGUUGGAUUUGACAUACAAUCAACUUGGUACUGGUGACUGUACUGCACUGGCGGAAGCAAUCAAACACAAUUCAACAAUUACACAGUUGGAUUUGACAUACAAUCAACUUGGUACUGGUGACUGUACUGCACUGGCGGAAGCAAUCAAACACAAUUCAACAAUUACACAGUUGAAUUUGAGAUACAAUCAACUUGGUACUGGUGACUGUACUGCACUGGCGGAAGCAAUCAAACACAAUUCAACAAUUACACAGUUGGAUUUGUCAUACAAUGAACUUGGUACUGGUGACUGUACUGCACUGGCGGAAGCAAUCAAACACAAUUCAACAAUUACACAGUUGGAUUUGAGAUACAAUGAACUUGGUACUGGUGACUGUACUGCACUGGCGGAAGCAAUCAAACACAAUUCAACAAUAACACAGUUGAAUUUGUCAUGGAAUGGCCUUGGUACUGGUGACUGUACUGCACUGGCGGAAGCAAUCAAACACAAUUCAACAAUAACACAGUUGAAUUUGACAUACAAUGAACUUGGUACUGGUGACUGUACUGCACUGGCGGAAGCAAUCAAACACAAUUCAACAAUUACACAGUUGGAUUUGAGAUACAAUCAACUUGGU